AUGGUCGACUUCCCGCCCCCGACACUCCAGCACGCGGCGGAAGAAGUGGCAGCGCUGCUGCGGGCGCGGCAGGAGACCAUCUCCGUGGCCGAGACUGCCGCGGGCGGGCUGGUGUCUGCGGCGCUGCUGGCCACGCCUGGGGCGUCGAGGGUGUACAAGGGCGGGGUGACGUUGUAUACGCUCGAGUCGAGGCUGGCGUUUGCGGGUUGGACGCAGCGUGACAUUGACGAGUACGACGGGCCGACGCCUCAGCUGGUGGCCGGCCUGGCGGGCCAUGUGCGCGACUCGUUGAAGUCGACCUACUGUGUCGGCGAGAGUGGAACGGCAGGGCCUACCGCUAGCGGCAAGACCCCCAACCGACAACCGGGCUACGUCGCACUGGCCGUGGUGGGAGACAAGGGUGUCUUGAGCAGGGACUUGGAUACAGGGCUUGGGGGGGAUCGGCAAGCCAACAUGGUCGCCUUUGCCGUCGAGGCAUUGCGCCUGGUCAAGGAGUACAUAUCAACAGGUGGCGAGCCCGGUGCGAGUGGGAAGAUCUGA
Messenger RNA from Capronia epimyces CBS 606.96, 540 nucleotides. RefSeq lists its product as uncharacterized. The coding region runs from base 1 to 540 and encodes 179 amino acids. The transcript has 3 exons. The record is from RefSeq and is a predicted model, not a curated record. NCBI's taxonomy places the organism in Eukaryota, Fungi, Ascomycota, Eurotiomycetes, Chaetothyriales, Herpotrichiellaceae.